AUGACAAAACGUCCUAAAUCUGUAAAUGAAGAAUUCGUGAGCGGUGUACCCCCGAAAAAGGCUAAAUUUGCUCAGCUAACUUCAAAUCCAACAGAUUUGAAUUUUUUCCUUAGGCAAAUCGAAGAAUCAAAUGAAGAUAUCAUUAAGGAAUACUUAUCCGAAUCUACUGGAGAAGAGCUCAUCUCUCUUCUUGAAACCGGAUUUGACAGGAAGUCCAAUGAACUUGCUGUUAUAUUUAAAGUCCUAGCGACAAUUAUUAUCCGGACUCGAAAGGACCUCAAGGAGGUCUAUGGCGAAGUUGGCAGACGUUUAGCUGAAGGGGUCUUAGAGGAUACACCCUUGUCGUUCUGUUUUCGUGCUCUCAAACCUCAAGGUAGUGCAGAGGCUGCCAAAGCUUCUCUUCAACUUCUUUCAGCAGUCGUUUCAGCUGACCCUCUCCUCCUUGGUCGCAGUCUUCUACGUAGUGUCAAUUUUGAACACCCAGAUUGGAUUCAAGUCGCUCGUAGGCGCAAUACUAAGGAUGUAAAUGAUGUUCGGACGUGCUUUAUCAACUUCGUUGCUUCUUUUCUGUUUUCUGAUAACAAUCUCCUUAUUAGAGAAGUUCUUGAAGCCAAAAAUGCCAUCAGUUUGCUCUUAAAUGGCUGCUUUACUGAUAAGACGGAGAACGUCCUACUAAUUCUGAACCUUCUGCGUAAAAGCGUAUGUGAGAAUGUCACGGUUAGUAAAACAAUCAAAAUGCGAAUCUUCACUCGUAAUGUACUCAAACAACUUGGCUACCUCUAUGCAUAUCGCGGUGAAGCACUCUCUGAAAAAGCUGCUCUGGCUCGCACUGAUGCGGAAGUGGAUAUUCAGACUGUGGAGCUUGUUCGAGAAUCUGUUCAUAGUCUUCUGACACCCCUUGUCUCUUCGUCUGUACAAGGAUUGGUCUUUAGGGAACGAGGAUCUCUUGAUAUCGGAGGGAAGCAGAAUGAGCAUUUGUUGAACUUUCUUCUCUCACCACCAAUGGAGAACCCGUUCACGGAUAAUAUGCGUCGCCAACUUGUGUUAGAUUGUCUUCUAGCUUGCCCAUCCCUGUUUAUUCCCUACAUGGCACAUCUCUCAACUUCUAUGACUCCGAGGGAUACUGAGAAUUGGCAUCAUGUAAUGAUGUUCGUUAAUCAGCUAUUUGAAGCAUUUCAACCUCACCUCAUUGCCCGUUUUUCGCAACUAAUGGAGCUUUCUCAAGACAUGUAUCAGUUCGUCCAAAGCGUUGUGGACCUUUGUCUUCCGCCAAAAUGCAUUGUUGAAGUGCUAGACAAGGCUUCACAGCACGAAUCUGCCUCUGUUAGCAAAACUGCUAACCCAAUCUAUAAAACCCUCAAGCAGAAUAUGCGCAUCUUCCUAACCUGGCUUCUUACUACAGAAGAGCUCAAAGCUAAAGGGAGUUCGGCUCAGCCCAUAAUCGAUUCUAUCUCUGAGAUUCUUCCAGAACGGAUCGCCAAUGAUAAAUGGUGCAAGAAAUUUCGCAAAAUCCUUCUAAAAGAGCAAACUGAUUUAUCCAUCCUGAAAUCCCAAAUCCUUCCAACCACCUAUGACCAAACCGAAGAUGAAGUGGUUGAAGAAGUGGAGGAGCAACCUGAAGUUUCAAGACUUCCCCAGGUGGAGGAAGUGAUACUUGCUCAAUCGAAAAAACUCCGUUCCUGCUUUGAGGAAAUUCAAAGUAUUGUAAAUGACUCCAAUGUGAAAAUGUCCGAGGAGUGUGAGAAAAAACUGGUCAAAAGGUGGUCCGAUUUUACUGCAGCAUGUCUUAAUGUUUCUCGAAAUUCUAUCACCCUUUUCAACCACCUUGCAACUGCUCUUCGAGUUUUUGCAAAGAAAUACUGGCAAGAAGGCUGUGAUGAACUUACCCCAACGCCUAAAGAUGUGCUAAUUAAAAUAGGGUCUACUGCUGUCUUUAAGAGUAUACUUUUCGAGAAGCCUAUUUUUGAACAGGUCGAGGGCAAUGAACAGAUUUCUAUUCCUUCGCUUCCACUGAAAGUUGCAUUUUUGAAUUUGCUUCUGGCAUUGGCCGAAGUGGAUCCCAAGUCUACUGCAGGGAAUGUGCCUACAGCAGCGCUUUUAGCCUCUUAUAAAGCCAGUCUUUCUCUUUGUGGUAAGGUUGCCGCUUUUUUUCUUAAUCCCCAUUUUUCCCUAGAUCGUCUUUGUUUACAGCUGCUUAAUCUUUUGGAUCAAAGUGGACAUUCUCCAGCUAUUACUUGGGGUAUGACCAAUCGCAGCGUGUUAUGGGGAUCACGAAUGAUGGACAAUUAUCUUUUCGGCUCUACUCUUGCGGAGGCACCUCAAUUGAGACGUGAACCCACUCCUGGUGCUUUUUUGAGUAUUCUCGAUGCGGAUAAGCUCCUUAGCUGUGCGCUUAAAUUCCCUGUCACACGACGAUGUUUGGUAUGUUCGCCAAUUGAAAAUCGUGAAGAGUAG
Rodentolepis nana is the source of this 2454-nucleotide messenger RNA. The record is from the annotation of a GenBank genome assembly. NCBI's taxonomy places the organism in Eukaryota, Metazoa, Platyhelminthes, Cestoda, Cyclophyllidea, Hymenolepididae.